This is a messenger RNA of Oncorhynchus gorbuscha (pink salmon), 5663 nucleotides long. RefSeq names its product F-box only protein 41-like. The coding region runs from base 506 to 3079 and encodes 857 amino acids. The transcript has 14 exons. The record is from RefSeq and is a predicted model, not a curated record. Lineage: Eukaryota; Metazoa; Chordata; Actinopteri; Salmoniformes; Salmonidae. Gene Ontology annotation, molecular function: protein binding.
CUUUCAUCUUCUAGAUUUCGGCCGGGAGAAAUCUUUAUUGGAGCUCGAACAGCCUUAUCUUCUCUCCUUCGCUCUCCCUGUGCGCCCUCCCGCUCUAGAGCAAGCCUACUGUAUUUCUGCUGCAGAGUGGGGCGUGUGACGUCAACGAAUGCUGGAGCGGCUCCUUGGCUCGAGCGAGAAAUGGGGAGAAAAUUCCGAGGGCCAAAGGUUCAUGGUGAGGCAGAAGUAACGGUGACGAGGAACAGAUCUACAACCUAAGAAGAUUCUGAAUCUGCGGGUUUGUGUUUGUGUGUGUCAGACUGUCAGUAUGUGUGAUGGCGUGAAUGGCCUUUGGUCUAAUUCUCACCUCCCUCAGACAUCUGUCUUCCUUCUCGCCCUCAUCUAACUCUCACCACCACCAUUUUUGUACCAUGAGAGGACCCGCCCAAUACUCCGUGAGUAGUACGCCCGCGGCGUGUCUGCGCGGCCGUGCCGCGUGAGGGGCCCCCCGCCGGCCUUUCGCGGAAUGGCUUCUUUGGACCUGCCCUACCGCUGUCCUCGUUGCGGGGAGCACAAACGCUUCCGGUCGCUGUCCUCCCUCCGCGCCCACCUGGAGUACAGCCAUACCUACGAGACGCUCUACGUGCUCUCCAAGUCCAACAGCGUGUGUGACGCCGCUGCACUACUCCCCCUGGUGGCCGACGGAGACCUUCUCCUCGCUCCCGGCGGCAACCGCAGCAACAACAACGACCCCUUCGACGGACUUCAACUCCGGUCGUCCGCCUUCAGGGACUUCAAGGAGCGUCGCUUCCCGUGCCGCGAGCUUCCCUGUCCCGACGACCUCGGCGGUUUGUCCACAACGUCCAACGCCGCGGCUCUCUACAUCCCCAAUGUAGAGUUCCCCCUGGGGGAGAUCUUUGUGAAGAAAGCCAUGAGCGCAGCCGGUGACCGUCACGGUUCCCACAGCAACCAAAGCACGGCCGUGGCGGUGGCGGCGAAUGUGGCGGCGAGCGCAGUGGAGGCGGCCUAUGAGGAGGGUCUGGCCAGGCUGAAGGCAAGGGCCUUUGAGCGUCUGGAGCUGGACGAGAGGCUGGAGAAACUCUCAGAGGAGGUGGAGCAGAAGAUAGCUGCACGCGUGGGCCGGCUGCAGACUGAGCUGGAGAGGAAGAGCGGCGAGCUGGAGCGGGCCAAGCAUGAGAGCGAGCGGCUGGGCCAGGAGAAACAGGACCUGGAGGACAAGGCAUCGGAGCUCUCCCGCCAGGUGGAUGUUUCGGUGGAGAUGCUGGCCAACCUCAAGCAGGACCUGGUCAGCAAGGAGGAGGAGCUCACCCACAAACAACAGGAGGUAACCCAGAUAGACCAGUUCCUCCAGGAGACGGCGGCGCGGGAGGCCAACGCCAAGGUGCGCCUGCAGCAGUUCAUCGAGGAGCUCCUGGACCGUGCCGACCGUGCCGAGAAACAGCUGCAGAUCAUCAGCAGCUGCGGGACCACGCCCAACGGCAGCAUGGGACGCUGCAGCCUGCCCGGCACCAACAAGGGCUCCAACAAUGGACGCCAGAGGAACUCCAGUAUCUCUGGGACAUCUAGGGGCAUGUACCAGGUCUCUGACCGACGAUCCUCUCCCAGCACCGGAGCGUCGGGCCGGGUCAAGUCCUGCUCCCAGGGCUCGGGCGGGGGCUACGACAGCGGCGACAGCGUGGAGAUGCACCCCAUGGAAGAGUGCCCCGAGGGCCAGUACUACCACGUCCAGUGUCGGCUGGGGGAAGGGGGCGGACAGGGAGGGGGCGGACAGUGCUACGAGAGGGCCGGGGUGUCCCGGAGCUGGGGGCUCCGCAAGCAGGCCAUCCAGAACUGGCAGCGGCGACCCUACCGGAACAGCACGGAGGGGGAGGAGGGCGACGUGUCGGACGUGGGCUCCAGGACUACCGAGUCGGAGGCGGAGAUGUGGGAGCAGCAGGAGAGGAGGGCCACCAUGGCUGAGACGCAGCAGUCUGGAGCACCGAGACAAUCUGGGUACCGCCAAGGCACAGGCCGUUCCGAGGGGGGCUACCGCCACAACAAGCCGUGUCGCCACGACAAGAGCCCGUCCCGGUCCAACAGCGAGGUGAUCAGCCCGGAGAUACUGAAGAUGAGGGCGGCUCUGUUCUGUAUCUUUACCUACCUGGACACCAAGACCCUGUUGAGGGCCGCGGAGGUCUGCAGGGACUGGAGGUUUGUGGCCCGCCACCCUGCCGUGUGGACCCGGGUGCUGCUGGAGAACGCCCGCAUCUCCUCCAAGUUCCUGAGUACACUGUCCCAGUGGUGCACCCAGACCCAUUCCCUCAUCCUCCAGAACCUCAAACCACGACAGAGGGGCAAGAAGGAGAUCAAGGAGGAGUAUCUCAAGAGCACACGUGGUUGUCUGGAGGAGGGCCUGGAGUCCCUGCUGAAGGCUACAGGAGGGAACCUGUUGAUCCUCAAGGUGUCUCAUUGUCCCAACCUGCUAACUGACCGCUCCCUGUGGCUCGCCAGCUGCUACUGCCGAGCCCUGCAGGCCGUCACAUACAGGAGUGCCACAGACCCUGUAGGACAGGAGGUGAUCUGGGCUCUAGGAGCCGGCUGUAGAGACAUCAUCUCUCUCCAGGUGGCACCACUACAUCCAUGCCAACAACCGGCUCGCUUCAGCAACCGAUGCCUGCAGACCAUUGGCCGAUGCUGGCCACACCUCAGAGCCCUGGGCGUGGGCGGGGCAGGGUGUGGCGUUCAGGGACUAGCCUCAUUGGCGAGGAACUGCAUGCGUCUGCAGGUGUUGGAGCUGGACCAUGUGAGUGAGGUCAACCAGGAAGUGGCAGCUGAGGUGUGCAGGGAGGGUCUGAAGGGCCUGGAGAUGCUGGUCCUCACCUCCACCCCGGUCACCCCUAAGGCCCUGCUACACUUCAACAGUGUGUGUCGUAACCUGAGGUCCAUCGUGGUGCAGAUCGGGGUAGAAGACUACUUCGAGGACCCCAACAGCCCUGAGGCUAGGAAGCUGUUUGACGAGAGGGUGAACAAGCUGCAGGGCUUGAAGAAGAGACCGGGCUUCUCCAAAAUUCUGCACGUGAAGGCGGACAUCCUCUGCUAACCCCAUCCACCACCCAGAACCCCCAAAGAAGAAGGGUCGGCCAUUUUGUUUCCAGACACACCAACACAACCGACCUAGUCAUUUGGAACCCCUUGACGCGAGGACGAAACAGCCUGAAGUACCAGUCAGCCAACACAAACAUGUAACUGAAGAGGAAAUUCAGUAACAUGAUUCUUUAUUGUUAAAAAUAAAAACCAAUGUGUUUUUAGCUCUUAGCCUUGACUAAAAGACAGACACCACAGACAGAUAGACACUCCAUAGACCACUACAAUGCCAAUUGGAGAGAUGCAAUGCAGUACAGAACAGAGGAUAGACAAGACAAGAGGCCUGGAUAAGUCAGGUCAACACCUUACCCUGGAGCAUACAAACCCAGUGGAAAUUCUCAUAAAGGGACCAAACCCUCCUUUACCAUAGACGUACUAGAGAGCUCAUCUCCUAUCUUUUCAAUGGCUGCUUUUUUGACCAAAUGGGCAGCACCAUUGAGGGCUAUCUCUAUUUUUAAAGUAGUACAUUUUGUGUGUCCUCUAUCCAACUCUAUGGUGGGGUAAAGUGUAGUAAACACAUCAUCAGGCUGGUAACAAGACCAGGGGCCCCUAAGUCUCCGCGAAAACUAACAGGGACCAUGUUUGUGACUUGCUGACCUUCCAAACAGAUUUGAAACAUAAACUCUCUUGGACUUCGUAGAUGCCGUAAUCUCGGCGGGCAUUUUGAUUUCAACUGAGAAAAGAGCUGUAAGCUGGGGGAUGGAUGUUCGUGAAGGAGCAGGCUCUUGUUCUCUAUUCACGAGAGCAUUUGCAGAGAAUGUGUCUGGGAUGCUUUUUUAAAAAUCAAGAUGCUCAACAGCACAUAUUCUGUGGAAAUGCACAUGAGCAGUAAAGCAGAUGUAGGGAUGGACGGUGUGUGAUUUUUUUGACCCAGUCCUGAGCCAAAGGGGUAAGUUAAAAUAGACCCUCAACUCCCAACGUGUGUGUGUGUGUGUGUGUGUGUGUGUGUGUGUGUGUGUGUGUGUGUGUGUGUGUGUGUGUGUGUGUGUGUGUGUGUGUGUGUGUGUGUGUGUGUGUGUGUGUGUGUGUGUGUGUGUGUGUGUGUGUGUGUGUGUGUGUGUGUGUGUGUGUGUGUGUAAUGCAUGACAUACCAGCUUCAGACUUGGUCAAACAUAAAACGUGAAGAUAUCUUGUCACCUUUUAGAUUUUGUUUUAUUCCAAGGUCUUUAUCGGCCUAUCAGCCGCUCCAUGGUGUGGUCGCCAUGGGAACAGUGCAGUUCCCAUCUUCAGCAAGAUCAUCAGCGGAGCACAGUCUCUCACACACUUGGAUUUUCAGCUGUCUGCGGAACUCUUACAGUAUCUGUAGGCCGGCUGGUCCAUAAGGCAGCUACUGUUUAUUUUGUCUUUAAACAGGGUUGCAAAUGGAUUCCUUUUGCCUUUUAUUUCAGAAAUGAUGACGUUCAUAGCUGUGUGUGUUCUAUCUUUCCUAAAGUGUUUUCUCCGAUGUGCCACUAAUCUAUAGGAGCGUUGUAUAAGGCAGUCGUUCACCCUAAUUCAAAUAACUAGCCACUAGCUCUGGAAGCUACAGUGAAUUACAUGAGGUUCAUCCCAAAUGCACUCUAUUCCCUAUGUACAGUAGUGUAAUAUACUUUCAACCAGGGCUCAUAAGGGCUCCACACCUUAGGGGCCUGAUUUGGUGUCACACUUUUGUUCCAAUCCAAGCUAACACACCUGAUUCCAAUAACCAACUAAUCGUGCUCUUCAGUUUAGAAUGCAAUUAGUUUAAAUCAGCUGUGUUUACUAGGGAUGGGGGAGAAUGUGUGACACCAAUCAGGCCUCCGAGGCCUGGAAUAGGGUGACAUUUGGGAUGCAGUCUUCAUCUCAAUUGCCUAAAAAUCCUCUUCUUGUUUCUUCAUAUGCACUGAUUGCCGUGUCAAGUGAAAACAAAAUGGUGGAAGCUCAUCAUUAGCCUGUCUUUCACCUGACCAGUUAUUUUCACUCAGUGCAGUGGCGGGAGAAGAGGACAGAGUUGUUAGACAAUUGAGUAAGAUCGCCUGUAUGUAUCCACUCGCAGUAGUGUACCAUUUAUAUCUUCAGGCAUUCAUGCAAGUCGUCGAGCUCAGGCGACAAUGCACCCCGACCCAAACCAUGCAUCCACCCCAGGGAGGCAUCUCAUGUCUAAUGUGGACUCCUUCUGACAGAAGACAACAGUUGGAAGCCUGAUCGAUCCUCUGGUAGGCUUUGACUUGUCCUUUGUUUGUACGUCAUUGUAGAUCAAGGAAAGGAAAUGAGAGGAAAGCCAUUUUAGACUAUUGAGAUGCAGCCCGUGUGCCAGAGAGGAAAGCCAUUUUAGACUAUUGAGAUGCAGCCCAUGUGCCAGAGAGGAAAGGCUGCAGGGCGAAUGCUUUUCCUUCCCCGGGCAGGUUUUUUUAAAUUUUUUAAAUGGAGAGAUGUUUAGUAAAGUUGAGCACCGAGUUCUGUUCCAAGUUACGUGCUGCUUUGUUUUAGUAGUGCUAGCCUGACACACACACACACACACACACACACACACACACACACACACACACACACACACACACACACACACACACACACACACA